AUGGCACCUCCAGUCCUCAGCAAGGCAUCGCCCAUAAUUAUUGUGGGCGCAGGCGUUUUUGGAUUGAGCACGGCAAUUCAUCUGGCUCGGCGUGGGUAUAAGGAUGUCACAAUUUUGGACCAACAGCCUUACGAGGUGUCUCGGUAUUCCUACGAUGCCGGGUGCGACGCUGCCUCUGCAGAUUACAACAAAGUGAUGAGAGCAGCCUAUGGAUCACUCAAGGCAUAUCAAGAUAUGGGCCUUGAUGCCAUUGCAGAGUGGCAUCUAUGGAAUUCCGAAAUCAAAGCAGGUCAAUCCCUUCCGCCCGGCUUUACACAAGAUGACGUUGUCUUCGUCAACAAUGGUAGCCUUGAGUUGAACUCAAAGGAAGUCCUCACGCAACAUCAGCGUGAUUCGAUCACUAACAUGUCUAAAGCCGGUGUCGGCAAUACCCAAGUAGUCUUGACCAACCCUAAAGAUGUUGCUCGAGCUGUCCAAGAAGGGUUUGGUUUCGCAAUCAAUCCAUUUGGGCGACCGCCAGAAGAGAACUAUGGAUUGCUAGACACAAUGGCAGGUUUUGUCUACGCCGAUAAAGCAUGUCUCUUUGCACUUCACAAAGCCAAAACGCUUGGCGUCAAAACAAUACUGGGCGGCACUCCUGGCACGUUUAAACAGUUUCUACGUGACUCAACAUCCAGAGUCACCGGUGUCAGGACUGCGAACAACGAUUGCCGACCAGCAGAUCUCGUCAUCAUGGCGUGUGGUGGUUGGACCCCGUCCCUCGUUCCCCAGAUGGACAACUUGUGUGAGACCACAGCGGGGAGUGUCAGCAUCUUCCAAGUGUCUACUGGCUCCCCACUUUGGCAUCGCUUCGCUCCAGAUAACUUCCCUACAUGGGCAUAUGACCUCAAGACUGGUCGGCAGGGCGGACUUUACGGAUUUCCCCGCGAUCCUAAUGGAGCCGUCAAGAUCGGUUAUCGUGGUACAAAGUUCACAAAUCCUCAACUCCAGCCGGAUGGAGUUUUGAGAAGUGUUCCAAUCACUAGAUGGACUAAGAACUCGAUUCGUCAAAUACCACAAAUUGGCGCCGAUGUCAUCAGCCGAUUUGUACAAACAUUCCUUCCCGAGCUGAUUCCAUGUGAGGUCAAGACGAGGCUAUGCUGGUACACGGAUUCUUUUGACAACCAUUUCGUUGUGGAUUUCAUUCCCGAACUGGACGGCGUGAUGAUUGCCUCCGGUGGAAGCGGUCAUGGGUUCCAUUUUCUGCCAAUUUUAGGAAAUCAUGUUGUAGACCGCAUCGAGGGAAAAUCGGAGGGUUUGCUCGAGACGUGGGCAUGGCGAAAACGAAGAGCAGAGCAGACUCCCAUCAACAGCAUCAUGGAAGGGCUUGGGAGCGAGAGGGCAUUGCAAACUCAAGCAUUAACAAGAGAGGACAGCCUCCAAGCGCAAUAUAACAGAUUAUAG
This is a messenger RNA of Exophiala aquamarina CBS 119918, 1443 nucleotides long. RefSeq lists its product as uncharacterized. The record is from RefSeq and is a predicted model, not a curated record. The coding region runs from base 1 to 1443 and encodes 480 amino acids. Lineage: Eukaryota; Fungi; Ascomycota; Eurotiomycetes; Chaetothyriales; Herpotrichiellaceae. Gene Ontology annotation, molecular function: sarcosine oxidase activity; flavin adenine dinucleotide binding. The transcript has 3 exons.